Molecule: messenger RNA, 2176 nt
Organism: Ectocarpus siliculosus
Lineage: Eukaryota; Phaeophyceae; Ectocarpales; Ectocarpaceae
Source: the annotation of a GenBank genome assembly
AUGAACAAUGAAAGUGGUGCCGGCAGUCGGCAAAAUCGCCUCGUGUGCAAGAGUUGCACAAGUUGGUCCAUAACGGGCUGCCUUCAGAGCAACAGCGACUUCAAAGAUCACCAAGCCAAGCACCUGGUGCGCCCGUCCGAUGCCCUGUGCGAGGCGGCCAGAUUUUCUGAGCCAAACCUGUCGGUCAGGAUGAGCGAGACCACCGCCGCGGUGCUGAGGCCGCUCCUCAAGAGUUUACCCUCGAGGGUGCUGGAGUACAACCGCAUAUACAAUAUCGUGGUCAAGACAAUGGAGGCAGAGGCUCCAGGGUUGAUCGAUGUGCCGGAACAGCACGAACUGGUAGGUGCGGUCGGGGAUCACCUCAACUUCCGAUUGAAGAAAGCUUCCGACGAGGGCAAUCUCUCUUUCCAGGCCAAGUGCAAGGAGCUCGGGGUGCCUGUGAACUGGCUACGCUCGAGUGGAAACGCGCGAUGGCACGUCAACUGGCGAGGAUUCGGCAGCCCCGCGCAAGACUUGCCGGUAACGGACAGCGCGCUGGCGAUGGCGUACGACCUGAAGCUCCCGCCGUACUUCGAGGACGAGGACUUCGUUCACCUGGCGCGCAUCAUUGCGUACGCGGCGCGAGUAUGCUGCCGUUCCGCCGCGGACGGUGGUGGCAGCCCACGGGUUUCGCCGCAGCAUCAGCAGGAAGAGGUGGGGCAGGAGCGGGAGGGCGGGGGGGGGGAAGGCACGCAGCCGCAGUAGGACACCGAGAAAAUUGCGCCGGAAAAAUGUGUCGGCGCAAGACCCGUAAGAGGGUAGGGGAACAGGACAAACGAGGACGAGUUUGUUUCUUGGCUCGCGGGUUUGUAUUGUGGAAGUGAGACUGAGUGGUCGCUCUUGUAUUUGCGCUGUGCCCUCAAGGGGACGGUGUGGGAAGUUUCCUCACCAUACCACUCGCUUGUUUGGUUCAUAAACUUUGUAUAAUGUUUCUUAGGGACCGUGCGGCAAUACCUCAAGAUCGGAUGGAGAGACCCAUCUGUAGUGUGUUAUUGAGUUUGACACCAAAUCGUGCUGGUUUUUAUGGACGUUGAUUGCGGUAGUAACACGACAUUAUUUUUAAAAAACCCUCUCUUGUGAGGGUUGAUCAUUGUGCGUGUGUGUGCCACCAAUGACUGUGCCGUUUGGCAUUGCCGGCUUUUCCAGGGGAGCCCGUCGGCCGGGAGUGACAGUCAUGCUAUAUCUUCAUUGAUGUCUCGGGCGAAGUUUGUUUUGAGGAACGCGGGUGAGAUUCGACUACCGUUGGCAGCCAGGCACGUGUUGCUUUCGAGGGGUGGCAUGCCGUAGGGAUAUGCCAUGCCCCCGUGUCAGGAAUUCCUACAUGGACCAGUGGAUGCAGGGGCAAAGCUGAAAGUCAAAUUUGGUACUGAGGACAGAGGCCUUCGAGAACGCAGACGAAGAUUUAGGAUGGCAACAAGUUGAAGUGUGAAUGUAGUUCCGAGUGCGAAGACCGGGUUCAUGUAGUUGCAGAAUGUCCUUUCUGUGAAAGGAGAGAGAAAUGCACAUGACUGAGCUGGGAAAUAUAAAAAGGGAGUUACAGAUGCUUGGGGCAUGGGAUAGCCAGGAGAAGACGUAGCUAUACUGGGACAAAGGACGUGGGAUGAAAAAGGCGGGAAGUGAUGCAGGAUAGAUAGGGACGGGAACACAAUUUUGAGCCACCUUUGGCAAAUUAGGAAGGAACAAUUGGCCAUCGGUGGUUGGUCCUGUGAGAAGAAUGCUCAGUCCUCUCGAAGACGCGCGGUCACUGGUCUAACCACGAAGGCAAGUAAAAAAUGAGUAUGCCCCCCCCCCGUGUUGGGAACUCCCGGUGUGUAUCAGCGUAUGUAUUUAUUUGUAUGGAAUGUUUUUUGGUGUGAGCCAAGGAGAAACAUUAUACCUUCGGAGAGUGAUGUCCUUUGACUUUACCAGGUCUCGUUGAAAAGACGAAGAAUCGGAACUUGCGCGGCCGGUAGAUCCUCGUGUUUGUGUGUACCAGCGAAUUGUGCCGUUCAGCAGUGCCGGCGUUCCAGAAGAGCAAGUCGGCCGGAGUGAAAGUUGUGCUGUAUUUCCAUCGAUGUCUCAGGAGAGGUACGUUUGAAGAGGGCGAGUGAGGGUCGACUACCGUUGGCUGCCGGGCGUGAGUUGCCUUAGCGGGUAG